CCUAUGAAGGUCUGCCUACCUACAGGAAUGCCAUCUACCAAAUCCUAGAGUUGGCAGCGGAGCGUUGUGGGAAGAAUUUCCCCCCUUUGGAGAAGAAAGGGGAAGAGGCGAAGGCCAUGCUGGAUUGGGCAUUUGGAGGCUUCCAGCCCAUGGGUCCUGAUGGAUUUUUGCCUCCUGUGGACAGCUCUACUAGUAAAACUGAGUCUGAUUCUUCGGUGUGUGAUUAUCAGCCUCCAGCCAAGAGGAAGUAUGUCAACAAGAACAGACAGUCAGCUCAGGAUUACACCAGAGAUCAAAUGGUCUAUGAGGUAACCGUUAAAGGCAGAAACAUUGAAGAUUUCUGCCUGUCCUGUGGAACUGCCAACAUUGAAAUUGUCCAUCCUCUUUUUGUGGGAAGCCUUUGUUUUAAGUGCAAGGAGAACUUUACAGAAACACUGUACAGGUAUGAUGAUGAUGGCUAUCAGUCAUACUGCACCGUGUGCUGCGCCGGACAAGAGGUCAUUCUCUGUGGAAAUGCCAGCUGCUGCAGGUGUUUCUGUAAAGACUGUUUGAAUAUGCUGGUGGGACCAGCAACGUUUGAUAAGCUGAAGGAGGUUGACCCAUGGAGCUGUUACAUUUGCCUGCCCUCUAAGUGCUACGGCGUGCUCAAGCUCAGGCCUGACUGGAGUGUUCGUGUCCAGGAGUAUUUCGCCAAUAACAGUGCCUUUGAAUUU
Messenger RNA from Sinocyclocheilus rhinocerous, 713 nucleotides. RefSeq names its product DNA (cytosine-5)-methyltransferase 3A-like. Gene Ontology annotation, molecular function: DNA (cytosine-5-)-methyltransferase activity, acting on CpG substrates; DNA binding. Gene Ontology annotation, biological process: negative regulation of transcription by RNA polymerase II. The record is from RefSeq and is a predicted model, not a curated record. The transcript has 7 exons. Lineage: Eukaryota; Metazoa; Chordata; Actinopteri; Cypriniformes; Cyprinidae. Gene Ontology annotation, cellular component: nucleus. The annotation marks the transcript as partial.